UUGUUUGGAUUAGCCGUUAAAAAGUUUGCGAAAUGCACAACACUGAAUUGAAUCAAACGCUUUGUCAAGUAACUGAAGUGUUUUAUUUCCUACGCAUGUGGACAAGGAAGGAAGAAUCAAAUUCAUUCAAAAUCGGACGGACAUUAUUUUUCUUGAUAUACUAUUCGUUAUUUCAAAUACUACUCGUUACAUGUUCCGUUCUGAGUCCAGACGCUAAUGAAGCAAUUUUUCUGGCUACAGUUGAAGUUUUUAUUCUGGUCGUUACAAUAAAGGUGAAGUGCCUUCUUUGGAAUAAGGACGAUAUGUGCAGCUUCAUUUUCGAUCCAAUUACAACGCAUUCAAUUCUUGACGUUGACACCACCGAGCUCGUCGAUAAGGACAUUACAUUUUUUCUGAAAUUUAUACAAUUCUAUCUGGCAAUAAACUGCAGUUCCGUCAUUUCAAUUGCAGUUGGAGCUCUUCCAAUGAUUACGAACGAUCGAAAGUUGCCGCUUUUCAUAAGCUAUAAGUUGGACUUGGAAGGACUAUACUCCGAUUAUGUUUAUUGGACAGCGUACGUAUUCGUUGUUUCGGAAGUAUUCCUGGGUAUCAUCUUCACCCUCAGUAAUAUACUGAUUUGGUAUGCAAUGUUCAACUAUUCCUUGGAGUAUCAAGUGAUUGGUAGUCAGAUGAAACAACUUGGGAAAAACAGAUUGGGAAGAACCGAUUUUCAACGUGAUCUAAUUCAAGUGAUCAAAAACCAUCGAAAUUUAUCUAAGACAAUUGCUCGGUUUCAUUCAUGCUUCUCUAAAUUGUUUACGGUUCAAACUGCCACGAGUGGUGUAACUAUUUGCGUUUCUGCGUACAUUUUGGCAAACAGUUCGACUGAGAAUGCACUACAAAUUCCAGUUUUUGCGGUCAUUUUGUUUUACGCCAUAUUCGAAAUACUUGUCGUAAUGUAUCUUGCAAAUAACAUUCACGUAACCAGCGCUAAAUUGUCUUAUUACCUAUUCGAAUCCAACUGGAUUGGGCAGUCAACCGCGUCAUUAAAAUGCAUUCUGGUUCUGGGGGAAGUUGUGCGACGGCCUCAACAAAUUGUGAUUCUAAAAGUUGUUCCGGUGAAUUUACAUACUUUUUGUGUGAUCAUGAAGGGGGCAUACAAUUUGUUCAAUAUUUUGCAAAAUUUGAACUGA
Messenger RNA from Bradysia coprophila, 1172 nucleotides. RefSeq lists its product as uncharacterized. Gene Ontology annotation, cellular component: plasma membrane. The record is from RefSeq and is a predicted model, not a curated record. Gene Ontology annotation, biological process: detection of chemical stimulus involved in sensory perception of smell; sensory perception of smell. NCBI's taxonomy places the organism in Eukaryota, Metazoa, Arthropoda, Insecta, Diptera, Sciaridae. Gene Ontology annotation, molecular function: odorant binding; olfactory receptor activity.